UCCUCAUUUCUUGUAUGGUCGAAAAUAGUGAAAAAGACACUCAAGAAGGGGAAGAAGAUAAAGAAAAACAGCAUAUACAGGUCCCCAAAGCUUGCUCAAUCUUAGAUCUUUAAUGGCGACUCCGGUGAAAGUGUACGGCCCACCUCUCUCCACAGCUGUAUCAAGAGUCCUGGCUUGUCUCAUUGAGAAAGAUGUGGAUUUCCAGCUCAUCCCCGUUAACAUGGCUAAAGGAGAACACAAGAAGCCUGAGUUCCUCAAGAUUCAGCCGUUUGGUCAAGUUCCAGCGUUUCAAGACGACACUAUCUCCCUCUUUGAAUCAAGAGCCAUAUGCCGCUACAUUUGCGACAAGUACCCAGAAAGAGGAAACAAAGGAUUGUACGGAACCAACCCCCUGAUAAAAGCUUCCAUAGAUCAAUGGAUGGAAGCUGAAGGACAGAGCUUUAACCCACCAAGUUCGGCUCUGGUUUUCCAGCUGGCUUUUGCGCCGCGAAUGAAGAUCAAGCAAGACGAAGGUGUGAUCAAGCAGAACGAAGAGAAGCUGGAGAAGGUGCUGAAUAUUUACGAGAAAAGACUUGGGGAGAGUCAGUUUUUGGCCGGUGACGAAUUCUCUUUGGCUGAUCUUUCGCACUUACCAAACACACAUUAUUUGGUAAAUGCAACCAACAGGGGAGAGCUGUUUACUUCGAGAAAGAAUGUGGAGAGGUGGUGGUCUGAGAUCUCCAGCCGCGAUUCUUGGAAGAAGGUGGUUGAUAUGCAGAAGACUCCAUGAAUUUUUUCGCUUGUUUUGUGAUUUGUCUUCUUUAUUUAGUAAUUCGGUUGUUAAAUAAUUCCGAGACCUAUUUCUUUAAGAAUUACUAUUUAGUAUUUACAAUA
This is a messenger RNA of Carica papaya (papaya), 873 nucleotides long. Its product is annotated as glutathione S-transferase-like. The record is from RefSeq and is a predicted model, not a curated record. Lineage: Eukaryota; Viridiplantae; Streptophyta; Magnoliopsida; Brassicales; Caricaceae. Gene Ontology annotation, biological process: glutathione metabolic process. Gene Ontology annotation, cellular component: cytoplasm. Gene Ontology annotation, molecular function: glutathione transferase activity; glutathione binding.